AUGAACGACCCAGGCCUCGAUGACCAGAUUCAAGAGAACGCAUGCGACGUAGCCCGGAAAUAUCACGAGAACCACACUCAAGGGCGGCGCCAGCAACAACAGCAGCAGCGUCACCGCAACAGUGGACACAAGCUCAACAAGUCUAAUCGCGGUAGCUCCCGGGAUAAAGAGGCCGACAGGGCGGAACAAUUUGAAGAGGGGAUGUUGGAGGACGGGGGUCUAGAUCUUUGCAAUUGGUGGAUCACGUCCACUGUUUUCCCACUGGUUGCGGGUGCGUUUGGCCCGUUGGCUAAUUUGGCGUCCGUUUGUGCACUGGUGCAGGCCUGGAGGGUUUAUGUUCCCCCCGGGGCGUCGGAGAUACACGGUGACCGAGUAGCGGAUCCGGCUUGGCUCAUCGGGAUAAAUGCGGUAUCAUUGGUUAUGGCUGUGAUUGCAAACAUCUUUAUUCUUAUGACUUUUGCGCAGAGAAUACGGUACCGGGUAUCAUUGCCUUUUACUAUAACCCUCUGGUAUAUCUCCUCAAUACUCCUGAUCAGUCUAGUAAUAGCUGCACCCAAACUCCUCCAAGAAGACGCCCGUAAAUCCUUCGCCUUCUCCCAAUCCUACUACUACGGCAUCAUGGCCGCCGUACUGUACUUCAUCAUUGCGACCCUCCUCUUCACCAAUUACUUCAACAGCACCGUAAAGAGGCGCUACCCCCCGUCAUUCAGAGUGCUCACAAUCCCGCAGCGCACUUUAAUGCUACAGACUACCUCCCUGAUGUUCUACGUCGGCCUCGGCGCGCUGGUGUUCUCAAAGAUCGAGGGCUGGGAGUACGCCGACACAAUAUACUGGGCAGAUUACACACUACUCACGGUCGGCCUGGGAUCAGACUACCCGCUGCAACACACCGCCGCAAAGAUCCUACUGAUCCCGUAUGCCGUGGGCGGCAUUAUUGUGCUGGGUCUCGUAGUUAGCAGCGUUAGGGGUAUGGUGCUGGAGCGUGCAAAGAUAAACAUGAACCGCAGGGCGAUUCAGAAGCAGCGACAGAAGUGGCUGAAGGAGCUCGAGGCGAACAAGAGGGAUAAUAAUACCCGAUCUGCAAACGAGCUGAUCAAGGAAGAAUUCGAGAUUAUGCGGAAGAUUGAGAAAGCCGCAGAGUCGAAGGGGAAGUGGAUGGCGCUGGUAACGUCGUCGAUGGCGUUUUUGCUGGUAUGGCUGGGUGGAGCCAUGGUUUUUACAUUCUCAGAGCGUACUCAACAAUGGUCAUACUUCGACUCGUUAUACUUCUCCUACACCUCCCUCCUCACAAUCGGCUACGGCGACUACUACCCGCAAUCCAACUCCGGCAAGCCCUUCUUCGUCAUCUGGUCCGUCAUCGCCGUCCCCACAAUGACCAUCCUCAUCUCCAACAUGAGCGACACCGUCGUCCGCGCCGUCCGCGAAGGCACCCUCUGGAUCGGGCAGAAAACCGUCCUCCCCGACGCCAAGCACCAGACCCUCUCCGAGAAGCGUGAGGAGACCGACAACGCCAUCGAGCAGGUGCGCGACGCGAUCCCGUGUUCGCCGAAACAGGUGUAUAAGAGGGUCGCGGCGCAGAUCCGGGAGAUCUCCGGACACGUGGGGUGUGAGCCGCCAAAGAGAUACACGUUUGAUGAGUGGAUCGAGUUCUUGGAGCUGCUGGAGCUCAAGUGGGAGAAUGAGGGGUGGUGCUGGCUGGGGGAUGAGGGACCGCUGAUGAGUGGGUUGACGGAGGCGGAGUGGGUGCUGAGGGAGCUGUGUAGGAAGUUGGAAGAGGCGUUGUCUGCUUGA
This is a messenger RNA of Morchella sextelata, 1791 nucleotides long. RefSeq lists its product as uncharacterized. Gene Ontology annotation, molecular function: potassium ion leak channel activity. Gene Ontology annotation, biological process: potassium ion transmembrane transport; stabilization of membrane potential. The record is from RefSeq and is a predicted model, not a curated record. Gene Ontology annotation, cellular component: membrane. The transcript is spliced from 5 exons. Bases 1 to 1791 code for a protein of 596 amino acids. Lineage: Eukaryota; Fungi; Ascomycota; Pezizomycetes; Pezizales; Morchellaceae.